Molecule: messenger RNA, 2262 nt
Organism: Rubroshorea leprosula
Lineage: Eukaryota; Viridiplantae; Streptophyta; Magnoliopsida; Malvales; Dipterocarpaceae
Source: the annotation of a GenBank genome assembly
AACCGGCUUAAGAAGGUGCUGGCUGGAAUAGUUGGUGAAUAGAAAAUGGCAUUUGUAAGCAAUCGACAAUUAAUGGAUGGGGUUGUAAUAGCAAAUGAGGUCAGUGAUGAAGGAAAAAAGAAGAAGAAGGAAGCGUUUUUGUUUAAGAUUGACUUUGAGAAAGCUUACGACAAGGUUAGUUGGAGAUUUCUUGAUUUUAUGUUGCAAAAGACGAGUUUUUCAAAUAUUUGGAGAAAAUGGAUUAUGGAGUGCCUAAGUUCAAGUAUGGUGUCGGUUUUGGUCAAUGGUAGCCCUACCAGACAAUUCUCUAUGUCCAGAGGUCUUCAGCAAGGGGACCCGCUAUCCUCAUUCUUAUUUUUGAUUAUUGUAGAAGGGAUUAAUGGGCUGGUUUUGAAUGCAGUGGAGAAAGGUUUACUUGAAGGUGUAGAAGUGGGAGAUAAAGGCUUCAAGGUCACACAUCUCCAAUGCACAGAUGACACAUUGCUGUUUGGCACAGCUACUGAUGAAAAUGUAUGGGCUAUGAAGAGCAUCUUGAGGACAUUCGAGUUGGUAUCGGGGUUAAAGAUAAAUUUCAACAAAAGUCAGCUCAUUGGCAUCGGAGUAAAGGAAGAGUGGAUAAAAAAAAUGGCAUGGGUAUUGUGUUGCAAAAAAGGGUACUUGCCUUUUAAGUAUUUGGGGAUUCCCAUUGGGGGGAGGUGUGGGAAGCUUUCAUUCUGGAAACCAGUGUUGGAGGGCGUGACCAAAAAACUAUCCACAUGGAAAUGGAGAUACUUAUCUCUAGGAGGAAGGAUCACUCUCAUUAACUCAGUGCCGUCUAGUCUACCCGUGUUUUGGAUGUCCGUGUACAUGAUCCCGAAAGGUACGAUUCUAUUUCUUGAUAAAAUCUGUAGGAGAUUUUUAUGGGGAGGAGUUAAGGGAGGAAAGAAAAUAAAUUGGGUUAGAUGGGUCAAGGUUUGUAGGGACAAAGAGCAAGGGGGAUUAGGUGUGAAGGAUUUAAGGAAGUUUAAUCUAGCUUUGCUAGGGAAGUUGUGGGGGAGAUUGGUUAACGAGGAGGAUGGACUAUGGAAGAAAGUUAUAUUGCAGAAAUAUGGCAGGGACGGGGAACCAAGAUAUAAUUGGUUGAGGGAGGGUAAUGGUUUUGGGUCAAGAUGGUGGAGGGAUAUCUGUAGGUUGAAUGUCAUAGAUCAGGAGAAUGAGGGUUGGUUAGCAAAGGGGCUGAAUAUUAAAAUAGGAGAAGGGGAUAGUGUAAAAUUCUGGUGGGACGAUUGGUGUGGGAGAGGAAUAUUGGCUAACAAAUACCCAAGACUUUACUUAAUAUCUGCAAGUAAAGACAAUAUAGUUUCACAAAUGGGAUGGUGGCUCAAUGGCAGCUGGAUAUGGAAACUGCAGUGGAGGAGAAGAUCUGCUUACAAGGCACUCACAAUGGAGCUCGAGCGGGAACAACUAGGAGUGACCCUUCAGAAAGUAUGGAAUGUAGUGGUGUCAAGUAAGGUUUCAGCAUUUUCAUGGCAACUUCUUCAGGAUAAAAUCCCUACAAAGGCAAAUCUUUUCAAAAAAGGUAUAAUUCAAAACAUGGAGGAUUGCAAAUGUGAAUUUUGCGGGCACCAAAUGGAGGAAACCAGCCAUAUAUUCACGCACUGCAAAGUGGCAUAUGAUCUGUGGAAUGCUUGCUUCAGGUGGUGGGGAAUUAGAACAACACUGGACAGAGAAAGGUGUAAGGUAUUCCAACAGCAUCCUUCGGCUCUCAAAGUGGCAGGAAUAAACGAGGGCUGGAGGUGCAUAUGGUUAGUAGUUGUGUGGACAGUGUGGUUGGCAAGGAACGACAGCAUAUUUAAAGGAAAAGAAGCUGGCAAAUGCAACCUGCUUGAUUUGGUUCAACUAAGGUCCUUUAGCUGGAUGAAAUGCAGAAAGAAAAGCUAUCUUUUUUCAUUGUCUGACUGGAUCCAGGACCCAGUAUCUUGCUUAAGAGGCGUUGCAGCAAAAAAAGGCAAAACAGGGUGACAAUACCAGGAUGUGAUCUCCCUGCUUUAUGAAUCGAUUGAAGUUUGGUAUAUAUAUACUCUGAUUGUUCUGUUUGUGGAGGUCUACCAAAGUUAGGUUCAUGGAGUUGGGGUUUCACAUAUAUUGUUUUUCUAUUGAGUGUUGUGUUAUAGUAUAUUUGGCCCAUUACCGGAAUUGGUCAACCACUUCAUAUUAUAAUUAUUAUUUUGAUUUAGUCAGUGAGGGUUAAAAAUGUGUAUUGAAUAAAGCAAUAUUAAUUAA